Mus pahari (shrew mouse) is the source of this 3196-nucleotide messenger RNA. It is a transcript of the gene Mmp9, whose product is annotated as matrix metallopeptidase 9. Gene Ontology annotation, cellular component: extracellular matrix. The record is from RefSeq and is a predicted model, not a curated record. The coding region runs from base 34 to 2229 and encodes 731 amino acids. Gene Ontology annotation, molecular function: zinc ion binding; metalloendopeptidase activity. The transcript has 13 exons. Gene Ontology annotation, biological process: proteolysis; collagen catabolic process; extracellular matrix organization. NCBI's taxonomy places the organism in Eukaryota, Metazoa, Chordata, Mammalia, Rodentia, Muridae.
GGCAGCCUUAGCCAGAAAGCUGCCGUCCUCACCAUGAGCCCCUGGCAGCCCCUGCUCCUGGCGCUCCUGGCUCUAGGCUGCAGCUCCGCUGCCCCUCACCAGCGCCAGCCGACUUUUGUGGUCUUCCCCAAAGACCUGAAAACCUCCAACCUCACGGACACCCAGCUGGCAGAGGAAUACCUGUACCGCUAUGGUUACACCCGGGCAGCCCAGAUGAUGGGAGAGAAGCAGUCUUUGCGGCCCGCCUUGCUGAUGCUUCAGAAGCAGCUGUCCCUGCCCCAGACUGGCGAGCUGGACAGCGAGACACUAAAGGCCAUUCGUUCACCACGCUGUGGUGUCCCAGACGUGGGCAGAUUCCAAACCUUCGAAGGCGACCUCAAGUGGGACCAUUAUAACAUCACAUACUGGAUCCAAAACUACUCUGAAGACUUGCCGCGAGACGUGAUCGAUGACGCCUUUGCGCGCGCCUUCGCGGUGUGGGGCGAGGUGACACCGCUCACCUUCACCCGCGUGUACGGGCUCGAAGCGGACAUUGUCAUCCAGUUUGGUGUCGCGGAGCACGGAGAUGGGUACCCCUUCGACGGCAAGGACGGCCUUCUGGCACACGCCUAUCCCCCUGGCGCCGGCCUUCAGGGAGAUGCCCAUUUCGACGACGACGAGUUGUGGUCGCUGGGCAAAGGCGCCGUGAUCCCCACUUACUAUGGAAACUCAAAUGGUGCCCCAUGUCACUUUCCCUUCACCUUCGAGGGACGCUCCUAUUCGGCCUGCACCACAGAGGGCCGCAACGACGGCACGCCUUGGUGUAGCACGACAGCUGACUAUGACACGGACGGCAAAUUUGGUUUCUGCCCCAGUGAGAAACUCUACACGGAGCACGGCAACGGAGAAGGCAAACCCUGUGUGUUCCCGUUCAUCUUUGAGGGCCGCUCCUACUCUGCCUGCACCACUAAAGGCCGCUCGGAUGGUUACCGCUGGUGCGCCACCACAGCCAACUAUGACAAGGAUAAGCUGUAUGGCUUCUGCCCGACCCGAGUGGACGCGACCGUAGUUGGGGGCAACUCGGCAGGAGAGCUGUGCGUCUUCCCCUUCGUCUUCCUGGGCAAGCAGUACUCUACCUGUACCAGCGAGGGCCGCAGGGACGGGCGCCUCUGGUGUGCGACCACAUCGAACUUCGACACUGACAAGAAGUGGGGUUUCUGUCCAGACCAAGGGUACAGCCUGUUCCUGGUGGCAGCGCACGAGUUCGGCCAUGCGCUGGGCUUGGAUCAUUCUAGUGUGCCGGAAGCACUCAUGUACCCGAUGUAUCAAUACCACGAGGGCUUCCCUCUGAAAGAAGACGACAUAAAGGGCAUCCAGUAUCUGUAUGGUCGUGGCCCUAAGCCUGACCCAAGGCCUCCAGCCACCACCACAACUGAACCACAGCCGACAGCACCUCCCACUAUGUGUCCCACUGUACCUCCCACGGCCUAUCCCACAGUGGGCCCCACGGCUGGCCCCACAGGCGCCCCCUCACCUGGCCCCACAGACGGCCCCUCACCUGGCCCUACAGGCGCCCCCUCACCUGGCCCUACAGCGCCCCCUACUGCGGGCUCUUCUGAGGCCUCUACAGAGUCUUUGAGUCCAGCAGACAAUCCUUGCAAUGUGGAUGUUUUUGAUGCUAUCGCUGAGCUCCGGGGCGCUCUGCAUUUCUUCAAGGACGGUUGGUACUGGAAGUUCCUGAAUCACAGAGGGAGCCCAUUACAGGGCCCCUUCCUUAUUGCCCGCACGUGGCCAGCCCUGCCUGCAACGCUGGACUCAGCCUUUGAGGACCCGCAGUCCAAGAAGAUUUUCUUCUUCUCUGGACGCCAAAUGUGGGUGUACACAGGCGAGACCGUGCUGGGCCCCAGGAGUCUGGAUAAGUUGGGUCUAGGCCCAGAGGUAACCCACGUCAGCGGGCUUCUCCCGCGUCGUCCCGGGAAGGCUCUGCUCUUCAGCAAGGGGCGUAUCUGGAGAUUCGACCUGAAGUCUCAGAAGGUGGAUCCCCAGAGCGUCAUUCGCGUGGAUAAGGAGUUCUCUGGUGUGCCCUGGAACGCACACGACAUCUUCCAGUACCAAGACAAAGCCUAUUUCUGCCAUGGCAAAUUCUUCUGGCGUGUGAGUGCCCAAAAUGAGGUGAACCAGGUGGACCAUGAGGUGAACCAGGUGGACCAUGUGGGCUACGUGACCUACGACCUCCUGCAGUGCCCUUGAACUAGGGCUCCUUCUUUGCUUCAACAGUGCAGUGCAAAUCUCUAAAGACCAACACACACACACACACACACACACACACACACACACACACACCAUCCGAGGGAAAGGUGCUGGCCGGAUACGGACUGGUGAUCUCUUCUAGAGACUGGGGAGGAGUGGAAUCAGGCAGGGCCCUCUCUGCCCUCUGUCCUUUCUUGUUGGACUGUUUCUAAUAAACCCGGAUCCCCAACCUUUUCCAGCUACUUUAGUCAAUCAGCUUAUCUGUAGUUGCAGAUGCAGCCAAGCAAGAAGACAACUUUGUAGGGUCGAUUCUGACCUUUUAUUUUUGUGUGGCAUCUGAGACUUGAAUCAGCUGGCUUUUGUGACAAGCACUUCACCGGCUGAACCACCUCACCGACUCCAGCACUUUUAUUUAUUAUGUAUGUGGUUAUGUUCACAUGCAUGUAUUUAACCUAUAGAAUGCUUACUGUGUGUCGGGCGCUGCUCCAACCGCUGCAUAAAUAUUAAAGUAUUCAGUUACCCCAACUAGAAGGUAUUAUGUAACUAUUUCUCUCUUACAUUGGAGAACACCACCGAGCUAUCCACUCAUCAAACAUUUAUUGAGAGCAUCCCUAGGGAGCCAGACUCUCUACUGGGCAUUAGGGACAGGGGAAUUUAUUGGAUUUUGGUUCUUCCUUCAAGGAUCGCUCAGAGAUUCUCAGUGUCCUGAAAAUCUGCUGAAACCAGACCCCAGACUCCUCUCUCUCCAGAAUCCAACUCACUCACUGUGGCUGCUGGCAGCUGUAGCACGGGUAUACAGCAUGUGUGCUAGAGAGGUGGGGGGGGGGGUCUGUGCAUUAUGGUUCAGGUCAGACUGUGUCCUCCACAUGGGAUGACCCCUCAGCUGGAACUGAUCCAGGAAGGAUGACCAAGUGUCUUCCUGGCGGUCUUUUUUAAAUAAAUGAAUAAAUGAAUAUUUACUUAUUUA